GGGUGCACCACAAAAGAAGCCCCCAUCCGGUUUUCUGCACUUCCAACAACCAACUAACAUACAAAGAAGUUGUGGGAAAAGUAGUAACGGUUCUCGCGUGUAUUACAUGUAUUAUAUAUGUUUCGGUUCAUAACUUUAUGAAAUCGUUCACAAACACACCAUAAGGCUCAAAGUAAAAAAGCCGCUCGUGCAGAUGUCGUGUACGCUGGUCAGCCACUCUGGAGCGCGGGUCCCUCUGGAGAACGGACGAGCGGUGAUUCUGGGCCGGGGUCCGGACACCGGAGUCACCGACAAGAGAUGCUCCAGGCACCAGGUGAAGGUGGUGGCUCGCUAUGCAGACCAGGAUGUUGUUGUUACUCAGCUGGGUCCCAAUCCCAGUUUCCUGGACGGUGAGAAGCUGGGCCGGAGCCAGUCUGGUAAACUGACCCACGGAGGAACCCUCUUCCUGGUGAACCAGAGCCACCCGUUUAAACUGCACUACUCCCCGAGCUCAAACGAAACGGCGCAGAAAGGCCUAAAAGCCACCGAUAAGACAAAAGGAGGCAGAAACGGGAAAGAGGCGCAGUCGAGUCCAAUUCCCAAGCGGAGUUUAAAGGAUUUCUUUUCUACCUCUCCCAUGAAGUCAUCUAAAAGACAGCUGAGUCCAGAGAGGGGACAGCCUGAGGUGAAGCGCCAACGACGAGACGAGGAGGCCUCAGGAGGACCAAUGAAGGAAGAGGAUGAGGAAGAGGAGAGAAUGGCGGAAGAAAAGCUCAAGCAGCUGCAGGAGUUGGCAGAGAAGUCUAUGACGGAGAGGAGCAACAGCACCCGGCCUUCGUCAUCGUCAUCCUCUGUGAAGGAAUGUCUGAAGAGCAGCUGGCAGCAGAUCGGCAGCCUGAUGCUUUACACGGCUGCUGGUGUCAGAGGCAGCGAAAAGAUUGCCGGGUUUGACAUAGAUGGCUGCAUCAUCACCACCAAGUCUGGGAAAGUCUUUCCCACUGCGCCAGAUGACUGGAAGAUACUGUAUCCUGAGAUUCAGCCCCGGCUGGCCAGCUUGCUCAAGAGAGGAUACAAGCUGGUGUUCUUCACCAACCAGAUGGGGAUCGCCAGAGGCAAACUGAAACCAGAAGUCUUUAAGUCCAAAGUGGAGGACAUCCUGGCCGCGCUGCAGCUGCCUGUGCAGGUGUUCGUGUCCACCAGUCCUGGUCUCUACAGGAAGCCGGUGAUGGGAAUGUGGAAUCACUUGUGUGAGAAGGCAAAUGAUGGCGUGACCGUUGACAAGACGCAGACUUUCUAUGUCGGAGAUGCUGCGGGCAGGCCGGAGAACUGGGCUCCAGGGAGGAAGAAGAAGGAUUUCUCCUGCAGUGACCGACUGUUUGCUCUGAACAUUGGACUGCAGUUCCACACCCCAGAGGAGUACUUCCUGGGCUGGAAGAACGCCCCCUACAGCCUGCCUAAUUUUGACCCUAGGAAGCUCGACUCCACUGCCGGGCUGUUGGACCCUCUAUCCGCCUGUCUCACCUCCAGCAGGACUGAAGUCAUUGUUGCCGUGGGUUUCCCUGCGUCUGGUAAAUCCACCUUCUUCCAGACCCACGUCAUUCCCAAAGGCUACGUGUACGUCAACAGGGACACACUCGGUUCGUGGCAGAGCUGCGUUUCGGCGUGUGAGCACGCCCUGAAAGAAGGCCGCAGCGUCGUGGUGGACAACACCAACCCAGACCCAGAGUCUCGCAAACGGUAUGUGGACGUGGCAACGGCAGCAGGAGUGCAGUGUCGCUGUUUCCACUUCUCAGCCUCUCUGGAGCAAGCCAAGCACAACAACAGAUUCCGUGAGAUGGUUCCAUCGAACAGCAAACACGUUAAAGUCAAUGACAUGAUUUUCCACAGCUACAAGAAACACUUUGUGGCUCCUGCUCUCCCGGAGGGAUUCUCCGAGAUCCUACAGAUCCACUUUGUCCCCAACUUUAAGGACAGCCAAUCAGAAACCUUGUUCCGGCAGUUUUCUGAGGGCUGAUUGGACAGAAUUCUAACGUCGUUUGACUGUCAAAUUCUCACUGACAAAAACAAAAUGGUAGAUAACAGCCAGAGAAGCAGCUGAAGAGUGAGAUCCAACCAAUGAGCAACAGUGAUAGAAAAUACACACCAAGUUAGCCAGUAGACACCGACAUGUUUCAGCUGGUGGACUGUCUGGUGCUCCCCGCUCACUUCUGUGCAGAGUACUGUAUGUCAAUGGCCUCUAACUACAGAUUCAGACCAGUGAUGGUAACUAGACUUGCAUUAAAGUAAUAAAGUACAGGUGUAUUUCCAUUAUAUAUGCCUCCGAUUAUGCAUGCAUUAUACAUGUUGAGUUUAGAAAAAUGAAAACAACAAGAAUUACUUUUUCUUUAAAUGUUGCGUAUGAAUUUACAAGUGAGUUUACCGCACCACAGUUAUAAAAAUCAUCAGUAUUCCUUUUGACAAUAAAGCUUUGGAAAAUA
Molecule: messenger RNA, 2456 nt
Organism: Anarrhichthys ocellatus (wolf-eel)
Lineage: Eukaryota; Metazoa; Chordata; Actinopteri; Perciformes; Anarhichadidae
Gene: pnkp
Product: polynucleotide kinase 3'-phosphatase
Exons: 17
Coding region: 194-1993 (599 amino acids)
Biological process (GO): DNA repair
Cellular component (GO): nucleus
Molecular function (GO): protein binding; ATP-dependent polydeoxyribonucleotide 5'-hydroxyl-kinase activity; double-stranded DNA binding
Source: RefSeq, a predicted model, not a curated record